Molecule: messenger RNA, 1689 nt
Organism: Penaeus vannamei (Pacific white shrimp)
Lineage: Eukaryota; Metazoa; Arthropoda; Malacostraca; Decapoda; Penaeidae
Source: RefSeq, a predicted model, not a curated record
AUGGAGGAGUCGGGUAGCAUAGACUUUCCGAUCGGACGUCACAUGUGGAUCUUCUCUCACGGCUUCUGCGGGAAACCUCCGGGCACGGCCAUCUCCCUUGCAUUGACACAGUGCGAGAGCGACGAAUUCACUUGCAACAACGGAAACUGCAUACCCCUGCAUGAAGUGUGCGACCGGCGGGCUCAAUGCACCGACAAAAGUGAUGAACUAAACUGCACGCUGGUUCUUAGGCCUGAGGGGUACCAGCCGUCUCUACCCCCGGAGGCCCCCCUGUCUGAAGGACCGCUUCCCGUCAUCCUAAACAUCACCAUAGACUCCUUCAAGGAAAUCGACGCUAUUAACAGCAGAUUUAUCGUCGAGCUUCAGAUCCGCAUGAUAUGGAAGGACGUGAGACUACACUACUUAAACCUCAAGUCCGACAGGCAGCUGAAUCUCGUCCUGGAGGAAGCUGCGCGUGAGAUGUGGGUUCCCGCCGUAGAUUUUCUCAACGCCGAGAACAACGCAAAAUCACGAGUCGAUUCGAAUUCCAAGAUUACGAUUAUGAGGACUGGCGCCAAAGAACCGGAUAAUGUGGAAAUGUCGAGGGAAGCAAUGAUCUACGAUGGGAGAUACAGCUUUAUCCGCAUUUCUCGAAAAUACACAGCCACGUUCGCCUGUACUUUUAACUUCUUUUACUACCCUUUCAACACCGAUUUCUGCAAGAUGAUCUUUCGAGUUAACCGGAACAACAAACCUUAUGUGAAGCUGAUUAGAUACGGCCCGGGUGUCACGUACGACCACAAGGACAAGCUCAACGAGUUCUUCAUCGGCAGAAUGAGAAUGGUCACGUACAACAGUCAGGCACCUUAUUCGGGACAACAGAUCAUUGUGGAGAUGCAGCACCUCUACGGCUCCCAGAUCCUGACCAUGUUCGUGCCCACCACCAUCAUCAGCCUCAUCGGGUACGGCACCUUCUUCUUCAAGUGGUACGACUUCACCAACCGCAUCAUGGUGUCCCUGACGGUGCUGCUCGUGCUGACGCAGCUCUUCUCGCAGACGACGGACAUGCUGCCCAAGACGUCCUACUUCAAGCUCAUCGACAUCUGGUUCUUCGGCUCCAUCACGUACACGUUCGUGGUGAUCGUCGUGCACACGGCGGUCGAGUACAUGCACGUGUACGACCACGAGAUCGAGGACCUGCACGAGAAGCUUCAGCGAGCCGCCAACUUCUACCGCGAGAUCACGCCCACGCCCACGCCAGGGAUCUCCGACGCCGUCAGACGCUUCAGCGACUCCGACGAGCCUCAGUCGGUCCCGGAGACGUUGGCCAUCGCCAGGGACGACGAGGGCAUCGAAGGCACCCGCCGCCGCCGCCGCCGUCGCCGCCGUCGCCACCACCGCCACGGCCACAAGAAGCGAGAGAAGAAGUUCAGCAGGAACUACCUCCUGCCGGUGGUCAUGAAGGCCAGGCUGCUGUGGAAGGCCAUGCAGAGGCCGGAGGCGAAGGGCGACCGCAACCCCAACUUUUGGCCCAUCGUGGUGGACAAGCUGGGCAACAUCGUCACCACCCUCGUCUACAUCCUCCUGAACCUCAUCUUCUGGACGGUGGCCUUCGCGCAGCACGUCCACGAGCCGCUCAUGGACUUGGACGACCCCAGCUACGUGGACUCGGUCGAGAACGCCACCAACAGGGUGUGGCCGGUGGACUGA